Molecule: messenger RNA, 2122 nt
Organism: Solea solea (common sole)
Lineage: Eukaryota; Metazoa; Chordata; Actinopteri; Pleuronectiformes; Soleidae
Gene: chrng
Product: cholinergic receptor, nicotinic, gamma
Exons: 12
Coding region: 1-1704 (567 amino acids)
Biological process (GO): chemical synaptic transmission; monoatomic ion transmembrane transport; signal transduction
Cellular component (GO): synapse; neuron projection; postsynaptic membrane
Molecular function (GO): transmembrane signaling receptor activity; acetylcholine-gated monoatomic cation-selective channel activity
Source: RefSeq, a predicted model, not a curated record
AUGACUGUUGGUGUUUAUCACAUUGGUGAUCACUGCUUUGUGUCAGACAGUGUAGCACAAACACAGCCACUGAUGGAUUCUGGAACUCUUCUCCUUCUCUGUAUGAUUUCUGCCACAGCAUCUGCUGUCAACCUCGAAGGGGAACUUUUCAGGGAUUUGAUGAAGGGCUACAACAAGAACGUGCGUCCCAUGGAGAGGAGUGGGGACAUCACUCCAGUCGACAUCAAGAUGACACUCACCAACCUCAUCUCCCUGAAUGAAAAGGAAGAGGCCCUGACGACCAGCGUUUGGAUAGAGAUGCAAUGGUGUGACUACAGGCUGAGAUGGGAUCAGCCGCCCAGGUCAGCUCUGUAUGGGAACAUCACCUCUGAGCUACGCAUCCCCUCUAAGAGCAUUUGGCUGCCGGACAUCAUACUGGAGAAUAAUGUGGAUGGACAGUUCGAGGUUGCACUUUACUGCAAUGCACUCGUGUCUCCUAAUGGCUGCGUGUAUUGGCUGCCUCCUGCCAUCUACCGCAGCGCUUGCAGCAUCACAAUCAACUACUUUCCCUUUGAUUGGCAGAAUUGCACUAUGGUUUUCCGCUCUCAGACUUACAGCUCCAACGAGAUCGAAAUGGUGCUCAAACAGGAGGACAACCAGACACUGGAGUGGGUGGAUAUUGAUCCAGAGGCUUUCACGGAAAAUGGCGAGUGGGUCAUCAAACACAGGCCGGCUAAGAAAGUGAUCAACACUCAGUACAAUGAGGAUGAGCGCGAGUAUCAGGAGGUGGUCUUCUUCCUUAUCAUCCAGCGAAAGCCCCUGUUCUACGUCAUCAACAUGAUUGCUCCCUGCGUGCUCUUCUCCUCCCUCGGCCUGCUCGUCUACUAUUUACCCGCCAAAGCUGGUGGACAGAAGUGCACAAUGUCUAUAGCAACCCUUCUGGGCCAGACUGUGUUCCUCCUCCUUAUUGCUAAGAAGGUUCCCGAGACUUCGAAAGCUGUUCCUCUCAUUGGAAAGUAUCUGAUGUUUGUGAUGUCAGUGACGACCAUGGUUGUGAUGAACUGUGUGAUCGUCCUCAACGUGUCCCUGAGAACCCCGAACACUCACAUAAUGACAGACAAAGUCAGAAAGAUCUUCCUCAACAUCUUGCCUCGACUGCUGAAGAUGCAGAUGCAACCCUGGACACCGAACAACCUAAAAAGUGAAAAUGGCGACACUCUGACUGCGGGCAGGAACAAUGUCUUCCUGGUUCCCUGCCGACGCCGCAGCUCCAUGACCCUCAUCUCUAAGGCGGAGGAAUAUGUGAUGAAAACAGCUCGCUCUGAACUCAUGUUUGCCAGAUUCAAAGAAAGGAAUGGAUUGAUGAAAUCAGUAUUAGAGAAGAUUCACAAUGGGCUGGAGUCGGGCACAGCUGAGCAGCUUGGUGCCAGUCUGGUGAGGGCCUCUCCAGAGCUGAAGCAGUGUGUGGCCUCCUGCAAGCAUAUAGCUGAGACCGCAAGACAGAAAAACAACUUCCAGAAUGAGAACGAAGAGUGGUUCCUGGUGGCCCGGGUGAUCGACAGAGUUUGCUUCAUUGUCAUGACGUUGGCAUUUUUUAUGGGCACAAUUGGGAUCUUCCUGAUGGGCCACUUCAACCAGCCGCCCUCCUCGCCCUUCCUUGGCGAUCCAAAGAAGUAUCUCCCUCCACUGAACAAUUUCUCUGAUAUCACUGAGAAUAGUAUGUGAGCAGACGUGCUUGGCUGAAAUGGGAGAAAUCGUGUCUUUUGAUCACUUUGACCAAAGUGAAAAUCUGACGGCAUCUGUCACUGAUCUGUCACUAGUGACUGAGAAAGUAGAAAAUACAGCUCUAUGUGUAUUUUCUGCACAGGCGUCAGCUGCUACUGUGGAUGUGUGGACUGUGACAGAGGUUCAGCGGACGUCCGCCGCUCUCGCGUGGACGCCAUGCUUGAUCCACAACGAUGCAUAACGUUGCUGAGAAAUGUCGAAAGGUUUUCAGCACAGUGUUUACAGGACGUUUAUUUCUGGGACGCCUCAUUAGACGGGGUGGUGAUCACACAUGUAAACAGAGAACAAUUAUUAUAGAAAUAUGGAGUUCUGUUAUAAUCGUGUGGUUAUAUAAUUAAAAACAUCUUUGAAAUGUGUC